Diachasmimorpha longicaudata is the source of this 7088-nucleotide messenger RNA. RefSeq lists its product as uncharacterized. NCBI's taxonomy places the organism in Eukaryota, Metazoa, Arthropoda, Insecta, Hymenoptera, Braconidae. The transcript is spliced from 9 exons. The record is from RefSeq and is a predicted model, not a curated record. The coding region runs from base 381 to 6752 and encodes 2123 amino acids.
UCCUCCCGAUGACAAAAUUGGACCCUCAGUAGCGUGGGUCGUUCUAAGCUAGGGACAAUGGUUGUAAAAACCCUUGUUCAAAUUUUACUUUAAGAAACACGACCCUAAAAGUAUCCAUCAAGUUCUCGGUUAUUUUUGAGAUAAAUCGUGGUGGAGCAUCACUUAGAGAGGAUCAGCCUUUGCGAUAUUUGGAUUUUCGUGGCGAUCGUCUCGGGACCCCGGGUAGUCUGAUACCAGAGCUCAACCGGCCGGUGGAUUCCAUUGUCUGCCGAACAUCGUCGUCCUAACAGCUCAAGAGGAUCGUGAAGUGUCUCGGUGGUUGGCGUAGUCGUGGGGAGUGUCAUGAGCCGUUCGAGGUUCCAUCAUCGAGCGACAUUAUUAUGAAUCUGUUCAACGGCGCCAACUUAACCCCACAGAUCACUUCAGUUACGAAGAUGAAGAGGAGAAGCUGUGGUCGAGACAAUUCGUCCACCUCGUCAUCACGUGUAACGGGGAUUGACAUUUUGCAGAGGAUAUCAAAUGGCGAAAGUUUGAAGACUCCUGGGAAAAGCGAUAGCGAGAAUUCCUUACCUCGUGAUGUUAUAUCAUCAUGGACCCAACAAGUGAAUUCAGCAAUAAUUCCGGUUUCUAGUUCAGAUCCAGAGGAGAGUACAUCACUGAAGAGAGAUGCAGGUAAUCAUACUCCCGAUCCCAAGGAAAAACGGAAGGUUCGAAAAUCCCUGCAAUUCACAUUAUCCCGAGAGCCUCAAGAGAAAUUCGGUGAUCCCCCAAAGCAGUGGAAAUACCGGAGAUCAAGUCCUCGAGGGACUCCCUCCCAGCCCCUGUCCCCCAAAUCCCGAUCAGUGGAGAGGAGUAUAUCCAAAGCAGUUCAUCGUAUGCGGAAAAUUCGCGCGAAAAAUAACUUGGAUAACAAAGAGGAUCUGGAAAAGGGUUCCUUCACGAUCCCUACAACGCCAACAAACCGACGAACUGCCCUCCACGAUGAUCCAAUCAUUCACACGAGUGAUGAUGACAUAAUCGUGGACAAGGAUGAGACGUCACCUGAGAUGUCUAACACCCCCACAUGUGACUUAGCCUCACAAUUUUCAUCUUCCAAUCUCUCACCAGCUCCCUCAUCAGCUUUUAUCGAUGUGUCUGAUGAUGAGAGCUCUUUGCCACUUGCUAAGCUCUUAAUUCAUGAUCGAAAUGACGAUAAUGUCAGUGACAUCCAGACCAUCGAGAGCAGUGAGAACGAAUUGGACAAUAAGAUGCCGAUCACUUCGCAUGUGAAGACUAUGCCACGAACAAGGAGUCAAAGACAUAGAAAUACAUCAGACAGAGACGAUGACUGCGUUAUCGUGGAAGUUUUACCACGAACAGCAGAGAUUCCCAAAAUGAAUGCUUCUCUUCAGGAGCAGGAAGAUCGGCCGGGCAUUGAGACGUUUGAUCAACCGAAACGCUUCCGCCAGCAUAUUCCUGGGGGAAGUGAGAAAGACGUCUGUGGGGUGGAUCAACAGAUGUUGAAGCUAGAAGACCGAGCUCGAGAGGAUCAAGUCUCUUCAGAUUUGGACAUCAAACCGCACAAGGAACACCUGAUUAAGCCGUGCUGGGUGAAUCUUGGAGCUGAUAAGAAGGACAUUGAACAGCAUUUUUUGCAGAAAAAAAGAGAUAAAGAGUUGAAAGAAGUUGAGCGGAUUGAGGAUAGUCCCCUGGAGCAUCAAGAUGUGCCUGAGGUGCCGAAUGAAGAGGCCACAUCAGCUAGUGUCGAUAGUAGCAGUCAUAAGACAGUAGAGAAGAGGGAGGAGGACGAGGAGAUUGUUCCUAAGGUGGAGAAGCAACUCAGUGUGGAGAAGAAAAAACGAGGGAGGAAAGCUGGGGUUCAGCUGACUUUGACGGUUGCGAAGAGCAGCAGUAGCAGUGAUAAACCACCUGAGGACGGUGAUAAAAUGAAGGUUGAGGAGCCUGGAGUGGAGAGCCAGGUCAGUGGGGAGAAGAAGAAACGUGGGAGAAAACCUGGGUUCAAGCUGAAACCCAAGGUGAAAAACAAACCGCAGAUGCCUAUUCCACCGCCUCAAAUAUCUUAUCAGCACUCCAGUAUUGUUGGUGGAAUUAUUUUUAAUACUAUGUCGAAGACUCAGGCCGAUGCCAAGGCCUUGAAAUCAGGGGAAUCUCGACCCGUUGAGAAGAAGAAACGGGGGAGAAAACCUGGGGGAAAGAAUAAACCGAAAGUUGACCGCGGGAGAGACUUGAAGACCAUCGUUAAGAGACCGAAGAGACAGAACCAUUGGAAAUCCAAACUGAAUAUUAAUAACAACGAAAUUGUGGUGCCACAGUGCUGCUUUGAGAGAACCUGCUGUCACGUGGCUGGUUGCUCUCAUGGAAAUAAUCACAAGAAAUUGGGAAGACUUCCUUCAUUGCCGGAAAAUACUGAUUUCUUUUUCGUUGAGCAGUUGUAUCAGGAUAAUGUUCAAAAAAUCAAGGAGAGAAUGCUGGCGGAGGGGAGCAAUGGUGGGACUGCGGCUGAAACGUCUGAGGGGAACGAUCGAAACGCUGACGAAGUACCGAAAGCAAUAAUUCAAUUCCCCCUGGAGGUGGUUGCAAACGGAGAAAAAUCGACUGGAAAAGAAGUCCUGGGUUUUACAGUCCCUUUACAGCCUUGUCUGUCCAAAGUGGACGUUCCAAAUUCGGAAAAUCUUCAAGUAGAGAGUCCCAAGCCUAAGAUUGUCCAGGACGAGAUGUUACCGAAGGGAACGAUCAACCACGUGCGCCCAAAGCAACUGAAUGCCGUGAUUCCCCCUUCCACCGACUCCCCCGGUCCUUCAAAGCGUGAGAACUUUGGAAUAAGAUCGACAAUACCUUCACGAAGGUGUCUCAACCCCUCAGCAGACACCAAGGCCAUCAAUGAAAAAAUCUUGUCAACUUUUUCCAAAAUUUGGAGCAAGAUUCCUGAGAUAGCAGCUCUCAUGGAAUCUCCAUUGAAGGAUAUUUGUCCUGACGAAUCUUCUGAUGCAGGCACCAUGGAGCACGUCGAGGAACUCGUGGAGAUGAGGCCCUCAGAGAGACGUAAAUCGCAUUUGUCUGAUUCCAUCAACAACACUGAUCUAAAAAACGGCCAUGUGAAGACAUCGGCGGUGUUAAAUGGGCUUUUUAGUGACCCUCACCUGCUCCUGUCUUCGGGAAAAGGCCAUCAGGAGUCCGACAGAUCAGAAACCACUCAACAAACCAGUGGGAAAGCACUCGAAAAAAAAUUGAAGAACAAACCGACGACUAUGUCACGUCUAUCGAAGGAGAAAGUGGCGCUGAUGGACAAGUCCACAGAUGCCCAGGAUGGUAUUGACGUCAUGUCCCAUAUCAUGAGACAGAUGCAGAUGCCGGGGAAGCCGGUCUUUCCCCCGCUGGCUCCGGUAAGUCCUCCAAAAGUGUCUAAAAAAUCCUCCGAAGUCUCGAACAAGCGCGAGAACUCCCUCACAAGUGUCAACAGUCGCAAGAGAGUCGCCGAGACGAGUGUCGAGAGUCUGGAGACGAAGAAGAAGAAGGUGGGGGGCCAGUGGAGUCUGAAUGACCCCGACACUCAGUCAGCGACGUCCCUUGAAACUCGUCUCUCGGACUUCGCCAGCCAUCCCAGUCGUUCUAGCUAUCUCCUGAGCAUUAUCGACAGAAAGACUCCUACCGGAAAGGAAGAGCUCAUCCAGGCCUGGCUCAGCAAGGAUGCUGGAGACUCAAAGGACUCUGAGGACUCCACGUCCAUCGAGAAUGCGCACUCUCCGCACUCGGCGAAGACGUGCGUGAGAACUCCCAAGAGGGACGAUGAUACUGAUAGGGAGGAGACUGUGGACGUGUCUAUGGAGCGCCCCAACGAUUCUCAGGAGGGAAUUGACGAGUGCGGAAGGGACUCGGAGAAAGACGAGCUUACUCGCGCCAUUGGAGCAACUGAUCUCUGCUCGGCCUCAUCCUCUUCUAACACGGUUUCAAAUUCUCUGGUCAGCUCAUCUGGUAUUGGAACUGAGCAGGAGAAACAGAGCUCCGUCGAAGCUGGCGAUGGAGACGAUGAGGCUCAGGUCUCGACGGCAUCAGUAUCUCAGGGGGUCGAGGGUAACAAUAACAGUGAUGAUGAUGGUAAGGAAGACGAGGACGCCCUCUUCCUGGAUGUUGACGAUGACGAUUAUAUGAUGGAGGAACCCCCGGAAAAAAAAGACAACAAAGGGGUCAAGGUGAGGCAGCCUCCAAAGAUGUCCUCCCCAAUCCGCGCAGAUCCUCCAGCUGUAAUAAAUCCGAACGAGUCCCCGAGGAGGAGGACCGCUAGUUUGAAAAUUCCCGUCGUGGACUCCAGUAGAAAAUCAUCACAAGCACCAGCCAAACUCACUGACUGGGACGAGGACGAUGCAGCGACAUCUGGUCUCUACGAGAUGUCCAAUGUCGACCGAUACUGCAGUCAAACUCGUCGUGAAUUCAGCAUUGAAUAUUCAAGAGUAGAUGAUCCUGAUGCAUACGACCCCGGCGAUGUUGACGAUGUUUACGAGCCAGUGCAGUCACAGGGGGAGCGUAUAUUGUUUCCCAAGGAUGCAGCUCAAUUUUUCCGAGGUCUCUGCUAUGCCUAUUUAAAGAAGGGCACAUGCACCAGACUGGACUGUCCCUUCGACAACAAUAAAUAUUCUUAUUACCUGCAGAAUCUCCCGAAGGCCCCACCUGCUAUCAUAGAAAUAGUCCUCAAUUAUGCUAUCAAACAACAGUAUUAUCACGCCCUCUCGGACAUCUACCCAGAGGCGGUUAAAGCACUGCCACUGCAACCAAUUCAACGAGUCUGCGCAAAAAUUCGCGUUGAUGCCGAAAAUCACAAGACGAAGGCCCAAAUAAAUUAUCAGGCUUACAGAUUCUAUCAGGAAUCUAUGAAGCCGACUGUGGCAGCUCUCUCCGAGAAAAAUCACUCCCCAGCUACGAUAAUCGAUAUACUGUCCAAGGGAUAUCUCCUCCGGGACGACGAUGACAUGAAAAAAUUAAUGAGAGUUCUGAUUGCUUCGAAGAAAAUUCCCCCUGGGCAUCACUGGGAUACUUUCAAGGAUUUGAUAAAGUUAUUGAAGUCAAGUCCACCCCAGUUUUUGGUCAGUUUGAUCCUGGAUGACUGCAUAAGGUUUGACAAGUCCAGGGAGUACUUGGCGAAUGUGUACGAGCACGUCAUCAAGAGAAUUCCAGAGCCAACGCUUCAGGGAAUUGAUGCAGGACUUUUGAGGCCUUUCAGGCAGUUCUCGGAGGCGCUGGACAAGUCGCUCAACAGGGCGACUGUCGCCAAGGAAACUAGCAGGGGGAAUACGACACCAAUGCCUGAUGUCGAGAUGGGUUUUCAUGAGGAACAGCAUUGCCCACAAAUUGCCUCCCCUGACGAUGUUCCCCGGGAUGAUCACUAUCUGGGAAAGAAGGAGAAGGAGAUGACGAUCUCAGAUCCUCGAAGGAGGAGUGUUAAAGACAGAUUGGGAACCAGAGACGCCUUAAUCAGGCCGAGGACGGGCCCGACGCGGGAGCGUCUAGAUUUGAUCCCCAUAGAUCGGAUCAGCAGGCCCAACUCUCUCUACAGGGAAUUCCUCUGGCCCCUCCACUGCGAUCUCAAGACAAUUCAACUGAGCUUGAAGCAUAGAGCCUACGAUAGGGUCAUUGAAACUCUCAGCAGCGCUAAAAAACGAAUAUCAAUUGGGACUCAACCAUUUGCCAAAGGAUUCUAUCACAUACUGUGCAAAGAAAUCAUUACGUCGGCUGAUCAUUUGGAGGCAAUUAUCAAACGUUCAGUUCAGACCAGACGUUACAAAGUCCUUCCUGUAUUGUUCGAAGUGGGAACGUACUUAUUAAUCAAAUUAACUAAUGAUGGACUGUGGAUAAUUGCUUAUCGUUUGUUGAGAAUCUUGCGGCGAUUGUAUGGAAUCAAAGAGGCCCCCAAAUAUUAUUUUUUCAUUGCUGAUAUUUUCAUUGGCAAUCGUCGACCGUUGCAGGCACUUGCUCUGUUGAAUCAAUAUAAACUGAUCUCCAAGCAUCGAAAUAAAUGGACUCUCAGGAGUCACUCACAGGACAAAUCCCUGAGGAUAUUGGUCCUGGGGAAUUUGAUAACGAGUUUAUGCCGAGAAUGUCCUCGUGACGCAUUCAAAUUAUUUAAGAAGGUCCUGCAACAACAGAUCACCUCCUAUGAACCCAUCGAUUUAUCGAAGUGCGCCGAUGAAAUAUGUAAAUCAUUGCUAGUAGCCAAUAAAACAGAAGAAUUAAUUAAAAUGGCGAAUUUAAUCGUUCAACGGAAUUUGAAUAUUCGACGAGCAACACUGCGAACACUCAUUGCGACAGUAUUUCACUCGGACAUUUGUUUAUCUCGACAGUUGCAUCAAUAUGCAACAUUGAUCGGUUUAUAUCCAGUAAUCAAUAUUCACCCUCUCACCUGCAGUCGUGUCGAUUGCGGUUGGACCGAGGAGGAGAUGUUUCUCCAAAUUUUUUCUCUCUUUAGAAAUAUCAGAGACAGUCUUGGUUCCGCGGUUGACCGUAUCAUUCCAGAGAGAAUGCUUAUUUAUUUAAAUUUUGAAAUAACUGCGGAUUUCGGCGGCCGUCGAAUUAUUACUCAUGAAUACAAUGGAAUCAUUUUGACUCGUGCCAAGGAGAGAAUGGACCGGGCUCUAAAACGUUUCAAUUCGCCCAUCAAUAUUGCCCAGGACCUUGAGAGGAUCCUGAAACUUUCCAGUGAAACUGUUGCCACUUUAAUCAAUUCAGAGGAUUUUAUUCGCUUGGCGGAAACGAGAAGAUAAUUGAAUUUUCAUUUUACGUUUUAAAAUACGGAUGAACUGUUUUCAUCAGUCUUUUUUCAUUUUUGUUAAAAUUUGCAAUGAACUUGGAGAGAUUCGGAUUUUUAAAACAUUUCAUUAAUCACUUCAUCACUUUUAUGAACUUUUAUUACAUCAAUCAAACCAGAUUUUUUUCCAAUAAUAGUAAUUCAUCUCCUCAAGGACAUAAUUUUUUUUCUGCGUCCCUUUCUAUUUUAAUGUCAACAGGUUGUGUUCUUAUUUUUUUUAAUUUUCAGUCAUUUAAUGGGAACAACGUUUUCAGAAGUUUUAUUCCACUUAUUUAAUUUCUAUCAUUAUUAU